Cyclopterus lumpus (lumpfish) is the source of this 5985-nucleotide messenger RNA. It is a transcript of the gene vps8, whose product is annotated as VPS8 subunit of CORVET complex. The record is from RefSeq and is a predicted model, not a curated record. Gene Ontology annotation, molecular function: protein binding. Gene Ontology annotation, cellular component: late endosome; CORVET complex; early endosome. Gene Ontology annotation, biological process: protein targeting to vacuole; endosomal vesicle fusion; vesicle-mediated transport. Lineage: Eukaryota; Metazoa; Chordata; Actinopteri; Perciformes; Cyclopteridae. The transcript has 45 exons. The coding region runs from base 82 to 4326 and encodes 1414 amino acids.
UCGUAGUAGUAGCAGAAGAAGAAGAAGAAGAGCCGCCGCAGAGGAACGCAGGCGCGAGCCCUUCUGCGCGUGAACACAGCGAUGUCGGAGUCUCCGGACGCCCGCAGCUUGCUCUCGGCUUCCUCCCAGCUCAACCUGGCGGAGAUGGACCCGAUCGAUGACAAGGAGUUUGACAUUCCCCAAGUAGACACACCUCCCACACUGGAGAGCAUCCUGAAUGAGCUGGAGGACGAGGAGGAACCGUUUGUGUUGGAGGACACCUGCGUGCUAAACACAGACAACAUGGACGCUCACUCCUGUGACACCUCCUCUCUGGCCAGCUCUGACAGUGGAGACCCAGCACACCUCAAAAGGAAGAGGAGGACCGUGGAUCUAAAUGCGACCGUUCAUGGGUCUGUUCUUCGACACAGCCUGCUGAAGGGCAUCUCUGCACAGAUCGUUUCUGCUGCUGACAAAGUGGAUGCUGGACUGCCAACUGCUAUAACCGUGUCGGGUGUGAUCGCUGUGGGAACGUCUCAUGGUCUGGCUCUGGUCUUUGACACCAAUCAGGCUCUCCGGCUCUGUCUGGGUACCAAGGCAACCGGGGCAGAGUUUGGAGCGGUCUCUGCCCUCAGCAUCAACCACGAUUGCUCGCGACUUCUCUGCGGCUUCGCCAAAGGACAGAUCACAAUGUGGGAUCUAGCCAGUGGGAAGCUCCUGAGAACAAUCACUGAUGCCCACCCUCCAGGGACAGCUAUACUGCAUGUGAAGUUCACAGAGGACCCGACUCUUGCGGUGUGCAACGACAGCGGAGGGUCCGUUUUCGAGCUGUCUUUCAGUCCCCGUCCCACUCCCUUUGUUCCCAGGAGGGUGAUGGGGAUGCGAUCCUGUGACUCUCGAUGUCUCUUCAGUGGUUCUAAAGGGGAGGUCUGCUGUAUUGAACCGCUACGCGCUCCUCCAGACUUCAGAGAGCAUCCCAUCACACACUACUCUCUGCUGGCUAUGGCCUCUCUCACCAAGAUUCUGGUGAUUGGACUGAAGCCCUCGCUGAAGGUCUGGAUGACUUUUCCCUACAGCAAGUCUGAUCCGUCCAGUGUUCCUCAGCUGGCCUGGCAGUUUGUUCCUGUUCAGAAGACCGUCAACCCGAUGCUGGCCUUCUGCAAAGGAGACACGGUCCACUUCCUCCUGGUGAAGAAGGAGGAGACGGGGACCAUCCACGUCAUCAAACAGAAACAACUCCACCUCAGCUGUGACAUCAUCAGCCUGAGUUGGAUCAACAGUCGCACUCUGGUUCUCGUAGACAGCCAUGAAAAGCUGCAGGUCGUGGACCGGCCCAGUCAGGAGGUUUUGGAGACUCUGGACUUGGAGCAGGUGCAACUGGUCUAUAACAGCCGGCAUUUCAAAUCGCUGGCAACUGGAGGGAAUGUCUCCCAGGCUCUGGCUUUAGUCGGAGAGAAGGCCUGCUACCAGUCGGUCUCCAGCUACGCAGGGCAGAUUGUCUAUUUGGGUACCAAGUCGGCUCACAUUAUGGCUCUAAGGAACUGGAGAGAGCGUAUCGACUGCCUGCUGAAGCAGGAGCAUUUCGUUGAGGCUCUCUCUCUGGCCUGGUCCUUCCACGAGGGCACUGCUAAAGCUGUGGUCGGCCUGUUGGGAGAUCCAAUGAAAAGGAAAGGAGUCGUGAGUGACAAGAUGGUCGAGAUCCUCUUCCAGUUGGCAGAGCACGCUUUGAAAAAGUGUCCAGAGCACGGCAAGAUCCAAGUGAUGGAGCAGCACUUCCACGAUGUGGUUCCAGUCCUGGUGGAUUACUGCCUGCUGCUGAAGAGGGCUGACCUGAUGUUCAACCAGCUGUACACUCAGCUGGUGGAGAACACGGUCGCUAAGGGCGUCUUUCUGGAGUCACUGGAGUCGUACAUCGUUGCGGACCGUCUCGGUCACCUCACCACGCCCAUCAUGAAGGACCUCCUGGCCCAUUACCAUGGCAACGGUAUGAUGGACAGCCUGGAGAGAUGCAUUGUCCACCUGGAUGUGACCAGCCUGGACAUACAGCAGGUGGUUCAAGUGUGUUGGGAAAACCAACUCUAUGACGCAAUGAUCUACGUGUUCAACAGCGGCAUCAAUGACUACAUCACACCUAUGGAGAAACUCUUUGCCGUGAUUGGCCCACAGCUCAGAGCGGGGAGGAGCCUAAAAGAUGAGGAAGUGGUGAUGGGAAACAAACUGCUGGUGUACAUAAGCUGCUGUCUUGCAGGAAGGGCGUAUCCACUUGGAGACAUCCCUGAAGACCUUGUGGUCCAAGUCAAGAACCAGGUGUUUGAGUUCCUUAUCCGUCUCCAUUCAGGCGACUCGUUGGAGGAGGAGGAGGUCUUCCCGUUUAUUCGUACACUCCUCCACUUUGACACCCGGGAGUUCCUCAACGUCCUCGCCAUGACGUUUGAAGACUUUAAGAACGAUAAGCAGGCCCUUGAGUAUCAGCAGAGGCUCGUGGACAUCUUACUUCAGGUGAUGGUGGACAACCCAGACUUCACUCCAUCCCAGGUGGGCGGGCUCUUCACGUUUUUGGCUCGCCAGUUGGCCAAACCAGACAACACGCUUUUUGUGAACAGGAAGCUCUUUGAUCAGGUUCUGGAGUUCCUGUGUUGCCCUGACGAUGACUCCAGACACACUGAGAGGCAGCAGGUGUUGCUGGAGCUCCUGCAGGUUGGGGGUGUGGUCCAGUUUGAUGAAGGGAGGCUGUUGGCUCUGGCAGAGAAGGCCAAGUUCUACCAAAUCUGUGAAUUCCUUUAUGAGAAGAAACAUUUAUACGACAGGAUCAUUGAUUGCUACCUGAGGGACCCGCUCAGAAAGGGGGAGAUCUUCAGCUUCAUCCACAACCUGCUGUCCAUGCCCGGCUACGGCCCCGAGGAGAAACACACAGUCAGAGACAAAGUCCUUCAGCACAUUCAGGAGCUGGUGACCCUUGACCCCAGCAAGUCGGCUGACCUAGUGGUGUUUCACUUCACGAAAGAGGUGCAACAGAUCAUCUCUGAGCUUCAGGAUGACCGGCUACUUUUCCAGUUCCUCAGCUGCCUCCUGGAGCCACGGGAAGGCCAUCAUCCAGGGACCGUCCUGCCCCUGGAACGUGACCUCCAUGAGCUUCUGCUGGACCUACUGUGCCGCUUUGGACCCCAGCAGCUCCUGAGCUUCCUCCAGACCUCCCAGCACUACAGACUGGAGGAGGCCAUACAAAUCACACAGAAGUACCACCACAACGAGGCUACGGCCUAUCUGCUGGAGAAGAAGGGAGAUGUUCAUGGAGCUUUUGCUGUCUUGUUAGAGACAUUGAAGGAAACACUAAGCGUCCUCACUGCUGAGAGUGACAGAGCAGCUGACGGAGGAGAAGGAAGACGGGAUGAAGAAGAGAGAGAGAGCGAUUCAACUCUGACCCGCGUCAAGGAUUCACUGAAUGACAUCAUCGUCUUGGGUCACCGAAACUCUGACAGCCUCUACCAGCAACAAAGAGAGGCUCUGUGGUUUCCCCUUCUGGAGACCAUGAUGGCUUCUCAAAAACUAGUGAAGGGACUCAAAGAUGAGCACACAUUUGAAGUGCUGAAGGAGCUGACGAUGAAGGUUCUCAACUGUAUGAGCAGCUUUAUUUCUCUGCCGGCCAUCAUCCAACGAAUACUGCAGGACCCGGUCUAUGGGAAAGGAAAGCUGGCAGAGAUCCAAGGCCUCAUUCUGGGCAUGCUGGACACGUUCAACUAUGAACAGACUUUACUUGAAACAACCACCAGUCUUUUGAACCAUGACCUCCACUGGUCCCUCGCUCACCUGCGCGCUGCUGUCACAAGGGGACUCCACCCACGACAAGACUACUGUAACAUCUGCCUCCAGCAGUACAAGAGGAGGCAGGACUCCGCUGAGGAGAUCAUCGUGUUCAGCUGUGGCCACCUGUACCACCAGCAGUGCCUGCAGCAGAAGGACUCUGGGUGGGGUGUCACUUCAGAGCUGCCACAGCGUUGGAGCUGCUACAAGUGUUCCUCCAGCCAAGGAGGAAGGGGCGGGCCUUCCACCGAACCCAAAAGAGACCGCAGUACGUCCCUGGCUCAGACUCGUGUGACAUCCGUGCUUCAUGACGCAGGAGCGGAGGCUCACGGGAACAAGGUGUUUCUUGAUGCGACGUUGGACCUUCAGCAGAAGCAGUCCUGGGAUCAGCUACGCUGUCUGUACCGAGGACCCUCCAGGCUGUCCAUCCUGUCGGAGCUCUCCCACGGCCACAGCGGCGACAAGGCCGGGCUUCUCAUCCCAGCCCAACCCGGAGCUGAUCAUUUCCAACUGAAGCUCUGUCCUCCACCUUUAUUGGAAGAGUAGCACCACGUUGGUCGACGUUUUUUUUCUUCUCCAAAAUGUUUAUUUCAAAACAAAACGUGUCGAUAUUGAUAACAUUUGGUUCACUGAUAAUUCUGCCGAAUGUGGCUUUAAUUUCAUUGUUUGUGUACUCCAGCUGGCUGAACCCUCUGUGGUGUGUAUGUUGGCGCUGGGAUGUCAAAAGAUGAAUCCUCUGACUGUUUGAACCAGUAAAAAGAGAAACCCAAGCUACUUUGACAUCGCUUAUUUCACAACGUUAAUAUGAAACACGGGAUCCAAAAGUGCACUGAUUGUAACUGAUAAAUAUUUUGUGAUUGGAUGUUUCCUAAUGUUGUGGCUCAUUGAUCUUCAGUUUGUAUGUCCACAGAUAUUUUCUGAAAGUUGUUCAUCUAAAGAACUUGAGAUUUUAAUGUUCAUAUGACUCAUGGUCACCUUCAUGAAUGGUACUUUUUUACUUCCUGGACACCUCCCAAAGUCCUCCCAUUUCAGUUUCUAUUGCUGUGGACUGGUCGAGGAAGAACAUGAGGGGCCCUGAGUCUCUGGAGCAGAGGAUGAGGGGCCCUGAGUCUCUGGAGGCAGAACAUGAGAGGCCCUGAGUCUCUGGAGCAGAGGAUGAGAGGCCCUGAGAACAUGAACAUGAGGCCCUGAGUCUCUGGAGCAGAGGAUGAGAGGCCCUGAGUCUCUGGAGCAGAGGAUGAGAGGCCCCGAGUCUCUGGAGCAGAGGAUGAGGGGCCCCGAGUCUCUGGAGCAGAGGAUGAGAGGCCCCGAGUCUCUGGAGCAGAAGAUGAGGCCCUGAGUCUCUGGAGCAGAGGAUGAGAGGCCCCGAGUCUCUGGAGCAGAGGAUGAGGGGCCCCGAGUCUCUGGAGCAGAAGAUGAGGCCCUGAGUCUCUGGAGCAGAGGAUGAGAGGCCCCGAGUCUCUGGAGCAGAGGAUGAGGGGCCCCGAGUCUCUGGAGCAGAGGAUGAGAGGCCCCGAGUCUCUGGAACAGAGGAUGAGAGGCCCCGAGUCUCUGGAGCAGAGGAUGAGAGGCCCCGAGUCUCUGGAACAGAGGAUGAGAGGCCCUGAGUCUCUGGAGGCUGGACCUGGGCCUGGAAGGCCGGGUCAAACCUUGCUUUCUGGGCCCCGUGGAUGUGGAAGCGCGCCAGAAGAGCCGUGUCAUUGUUUUACUCUGAGGUCCAUCUGUUUUGGCUUCAUGGGCCACUGAGCUCCUUCCAUAGGUAUGAGCAGCAUCCUGUGCUCUUUAUACAUCUGGUUAAAAUCACAACUUAACUUCAGAAUCACUUCCUUCUAUUUUCUAUCAAGAAAGGGAUUGAAGUUGAAGUGCAUCUCUUCAUCAGAUUGUAAUCACAAACCUGAAGAUGCAGAGCUCAAUACAACCACAGCAAAGUUAUGGCAGUAAUAAUCAAAUCUGUGAUUACAUUCAAGUCACAAAUACAUUCCAGCGAGAGCAGAGUUAACGCCUUGUGUUUCGGAGACGGGAGGUAUAAUAUCAUUUUUAUAAUUUAAUAUGAUCACAGCCCAAUGUAUAAGACUGUAGCUUCUACUUAUGUUUCCCCUGGAAAUAAGUCAGCUGAUCAGCUAAUCCUUAUUUCACUUGUGGGAAAAUCCCCAAAAUGUAGUUAUUUUUUUAAACCGCUGUUCAAUAAAGGCACUGAGCCCAUAA